Molecule: messenger RNA, 1762 nt
Organism: Osmia lignaria (orchard mason bee)
Lineage: Eukaryota; Metazoa; Arthropoda; Insecta; Hymenoptera; Megachilidae
Product: vacuolar ATPase assembly integral membrane protein VMA21 homolog
Biological process (GO): vacuolar proton-transporting V-type ATPase complex assembly
Cellular component (GO): endoplasmic reticulum membrane
Source: RefSeq, a predicted model, not a curated record
UGGUGGAGCUUAUAGCGUACUAAACUAGAUAAUAUAACCUUAAAGAUUUAUGGGAUAAGGCAGUAUAUAAAUUUAUACAUUUGUAGGAAACAUUUAUUGUUUAUCAAAAUUUGCAUAAAAUUACAAGUGUUUUGUUAUAUAAUAAAACAAAUAUAAUGAAAAUGAUAUUUCAAAUUACUGUGUAAUAUAUGUGCACUAUUCAUUUCUGAUUUGUUCUUAAAAUAAGUGUUGAAUUAUAUCCUUUUUGUAGUCACUAAUUUAAUUGUACAUUAUAUAGAUUUUCAAAUUUUGUUAAAUAAUUAAUUAUAUCUGAACAGUAUUAAGUAAAGUUUUAAUUUUAUUAAUAGAAAAGAAAGCUAUUAAUCUCUGCAUCAUGUCAGUCACAAAGGAAUUACCAGAACUACAAAUCUUCAAAACAGUAUUAUUUCACUGUGUAGUAAUAAUAGCCUUACCUGUGCUAUCAUUCUUUACUAGCAAAAUUUUUAUUUUUGAUGGUUUAUUGGGGCUUAAUAAUGUACCAAGCAACGUCUAUUCAGCUGGAGUUGCUAUUCUCGUGUUACACGUGGCUCUGGGAGCUUUUAUAUAUCGUGCAUACUUCGACGAUCAAUCGAAGACACAAACUAAGCGAGAUUAAACAUUUGUUUUACAUAUAUAUGUAAUUAAGUACAUCUUCUUGAUAACACAUUUAUUCGCGUAUACUCGUCGAAAGAAGGAUGUUACAUUGUAUUGCAUUACAUUCUGCAAUUCAUAUAUUUCCUUGUCAAAGUUUAGGUAAUAUUUUUUUAUUGAAUACUGUGAACUAUGUAAAUGGCGAGUAUAUUCUAUACUUGUAUCAAUUAAUGAAACAUAAUUACUAAAUAAAAAGCAAUGACAUUCCCACACAAAAUUUGCAUAUUGUACAGCACAAACUUUUUGUAAUAUACAUACAUCUACAUGGAAUGGAAUUCCAUUACAUUUUUUUUUAUGUUCAAAAAUUUUGCACUAGAUUAUUUUAUAUUUGAUAGUUUAUAGAGUAGUUUUGCAGUAUAGUUAAUAGUGCCUUCAUAUAUCGUAUCAGAUGCAUAAAUUAAUUGUAGUGCACUUUAUGAUCACAGUACUAGAAUUAUUAGGGGUGAAUUUAUAUUUAGAGUCCAUGUGUAGUUAAUAAAAGAUAUAAACACAAAUUCUUAUAUUAUGAAAUAUAAAAACAAUACGAAAGACUUACAAAAGCGAUAAAAAUUCGCCCCUAAUAACACUGAAUAGCAGCACAUAAUUUUUCCAUUUUCAUCUGGAAUAAAUAACAAAUGAAUUAUUAAUAUACAAAGCGAUGCUAUCGUUGUUUUUUUCAGUAUCGGUAAGAAACAAUAUUCUAAAAAAAUUAUAAGAACUUAAAAACAUUUAAAAUGUUGAUGAAAUUGUAUCCAAGUGCAAACAAUUCAAAACAGUAUAUACUUUACCUUCAGGAGAAGUUACGAGUUAUUCAUAAUAGUUUUAAAUACAACUUGAUUUUUAGAAAUUUCAUGUCAUCAAAAUUUGAUAAUGCUAAAAUACAAUAUAUAAUGUACAUGAUUUAAUUUAACAACUUUUUCUAAAUAUAUCACUGCCACCAAUGUAAAACAAAUCCUAGAACAAACUUAAUAAAUUUUAUUAAUGAAAUAUUAAUUUAUUUAAGUAUCGUAAAUGCAACAAAAGUUUGUGUCACGGAAUAGUUUGUUGUCGGCCUGGGAAAGUGUUGGAAUGAAUGCUUAUUGUAUUAAAUACAUAAAAUCGCCAGCGAUAUUAA